Messenger RNA from Sphaeroforma arctica JP610, 208 nucleotides. RefSeq lists its product as hypothetical. Gene Ontology annotation, molecular function: protein kinase activity; ATP binding. The transcript is spliced from 2 exons. Gene Ontology annotation, biological process: protein phosphorylation. The annotation marks the transcript as partial. The record is from RefSeq and is a predicted model, not a curated record. Lineage: Eukaryota; Ichthyosporea; Ichthyophonida.
GAUUGACACUCGCACGCAGAAAGUUGUAGCUAUCAAAAUCAUUGACUUGGAGGAGGCUGAGGACGACAUCGAGGACAUUCAGCAGGAAAUCCGACUACUGUCGGAAUGUGAUUCGCAGCACAUAGUAAAAUACUUUGGAUCCUAUGUCAAAGGUACCCAACUCUGGAUUGUCAUGGAGUUUCUUGGAGGGGGUUCUGCUUCUGAUCUG